This is a messenger RNA of Sycon ciliatum, 1908 nucleotides long. Its product is annotated as C-signal-like. Lineage: Eukaryota; Metazoa; Porifera; Calcarea; Leucosolenida; Sycettidae. Gene Ontology annotation, cellular component: cytoplasm. The transcript has a single exon. The record is from RefSeq and is a predicted model, not a curated record. Bases 358 to 1122 code for a protein of 254 amino acids. Gene Ontology annotation, molecular function: oxidoreductase activity.
UUGCACUGAGCUGACUUCAGUCUUCGAGAUCUACAGUAGCUAGUAGUAGCUCGUAAAGAAUGAAAAACGAUUCGAGUUUUAUUUAAAUGAUGUUAAUUGUUAUGUCGUAUUUCACAUGUUUGCCGUGAAGUGGGGAGAAGAAGAGCGGAGAUAAAACAAAGCCAUGUUUAUCUACCAGUACCUUCUCGUACCCGUUGUAUUCUUAUUUUCUGCUGCGAACCCUCGAACAAGCUAGAGCACUUUCCGUGUUUCGUUCCGCAUUUUUUUGAAUACAUGUGCAGUAUAAUUUUUGUAUCAGUGUCCGAAGUACACAGUGAUCAGACACACCCUGGUUGGACCUAGGAGCACUGUAGUAGGAUGUUUCCACGAUCUGUUCUCAUCACUGGUGCUAACCGUGGCAUUGGACUGGAAAUGGUCAGGCAAAUGCUGGCCAGCUCGGCUGCCCCGGCAUGCCUUAUAGCAACACAUCGCAGCGGCCCGGGCUCUGGAUCUGUCGUCAGCCUUGAGGAGUUGAAAUCGCGCCACAGCAACCUGCACUUAGUACAGCUGGACGUAGUCAGUGAUCGGUCAAUACAGAGUGCUGCCGAAGUGGUUACGGGCCUCCUCGGAGACACGGGCCUGAACCUGCUUAUAAAUAACAGUGGGUACGCACAGCGCACAACCUGCCUUGGACAAGUCACGAGCGACUCACUCCUCGCUCACUUCCACGUUAAUGCCGUAGGGCCCAUCAUGGUGCUCAAAGCUCUGAAGCCUCUCCUGGAAAAGGCAGCAGUGGCGGCGAGCAGCAAGUCAGAGUAUGGAAUACAGCGUGCCGCGGUCGUGCACAUUGCUAGCACGCUGGGCUCGCUGACCAAUGCUUGCGUGGAGAUGCGCAUGGACGAGUAUAGGGCCAGUAAAGCUGCCCUGAACAUGCUCGGGCGGCAGGUGGGCUUUGAGCUGCUGCAGGCUGGCAUCGUGUCGCUGCUGCUGCACCCAGGAUGGGUGAAGACGGAUAUGGGCACUGAGGAUGCACCGCUCACGCCAAGUGCGUCCGUGGCCAGCAUGUUUGAGCGUAUGGCAGAGCUGAAUAAGGAGAAGAGCGGCACGCUGAUUGACUACACCGGCAGAGUGCUUCCUUGGUAGCAUGCUCCCUAGGUAGAGGGCUCCCUAGGUAGAGUACUCCGAGCCUUGGUACUAGAGUGCUCCCAAGGUGGAGUGUUUCCUUAGUAACAUUCUGCCUUGGCAGUGUGUGCCCUUAGUACCAGUAGCAUGCAAGAUGUGACUUCAGUGUGUUGUUUUGUUGGCUUUUACUUUUAGGUAGGUGGGGGCCAGAUGUUGUUGUUUGUUGUGUGGCUCUCACUAGGAAGCGUAGAACGAGGUCAGUCUCGUAUGAUCAAAGAGACAGCCACAACAUGUUGUCCUUUAUUAGUCUCGAUUGAAUGUUACAGGUAAGGUGCAGAAUGGAACUGAGUGACAAGGCGACACUGGGUUCUGUCUCACUAACUAGUGCAUACUGCAUGUCAAUGUUGGCUCUGUUGGUGGAACGGUCUGUCUACUACAUAUCGUGCGGUUUAGGAUUAGGAGGAAGGGGCUGGCCUCUUUCUGUUUAAAAAAAAAAAAGUGUUUGACAUGUGUACAAGUAUUUUUUUAAACUUUUAUUUGUGUAGAGUGAACAGUGACAUGUCAUGAUCGUCACUCUUGAAAGAGUGGAAGUGGUACUCGUUGGUGCUGAGUCAUUGGCCCUGAACAAGCUGAUCUAUACUGGAACAUCAUCCCAUUUUGCAUUGUCAUACCGACUGAAAUUUAGUCAGAAUGUAGUUACAACACCCAAGACUAAUAAAGUUUUCUUGGAGACAAUUAUUUCUUUUGAACUAUUUCGAUGAGGUCUAUUCUCUUUAGUGAAGUAGUGAAUAAGAACUUGAAGCAUUA